CGAGUACGUUUAAACUGCGGGCUAACAGAAACCUUCGCAAGAAUAACAAGUGAAGCAAAUCAACCCAACCCAAACCUUCUAAUUUUCUUGGUGAUUUCGCUUUUCUUUCUCCAGAUAACGGUCUGCACGCCUCACAGAUCUACUAGUUUUCCAUCACUUUCCCGAGGAAAAAGAAAGCAAACUUUUACCAAAGAACAAAAUAUGUCGCACAGCGACACAAUCCCUCUUCACGCAUCUUCCCAAUCGGACAUCGAUGAAAUCGAGAACCUAAUCAACGCCAGCGUUCAAUCCGGCCCGGCGACGGUCCUACCAGCCCGCCCACCUAGCCCGCCACGAAUCCCUGUCUCUUCAUCUCCAUUCAUUCAGUCGAAUCUCCCGCCACUGCCACCAACAAACCAGAAACCGUCGUAUGUCCCAUCUGUUCCUGCUGCGCCGGCUCCGCCUUCACCUACAGUUAACUCUCAUUCGAGUGCUGGGGCGUCCGGAUUUGGGUCAUCUCCGAAUACGUUGACUGAGCCUGUUUGGGAUACGGUGAAGAGAGAUCUGUCGAGGAUUGUGAGUAAUUUGAAGCUGGUGGUAUUUCCUAACCCGUUUAGAGAAGAUCCAGGCAAGGCUUUGAGGGAUUGGGAUUUGUGGGGCCCAUUUUUCUUCAUAGUGUUUCUGGGGCUUACUCUCUCAUGGUCUGCUUCGGUGAAGAAGUCUGAGGUUUUCGCUGUUGCAUUUGCACUCCUUGCAGCUGGUGCUGUAAUCUUGACACUGAAUGUUUUGCUACUGGGUGGACACAUAAUUUUCUUCCAAAGUCUGAGUCUUCUGGGAUAUUGUCUCUUCCCUUUGGACGUUGGAGCCGUAAUCUGUAUGUUGAAGGACAAUGUGAUAAUAAAAGUGGUGGUUGCGUGUGUGACAUUGGCUUGGAGCUCAUGGGCUGCCUAUCCAUUCAUGAGCUCAGCUGUCAACCCAAGAAGAAAGGCUCUUGCUCUUUACCCUGUUUUUCUUAUGUACGUAUCUGUUGGUUUCCUCAUUAUUGCCAUUAAUUAAUGCAACAACAAACCUUAUUGUGAAGAUUUCCGGAAAGAUUGAACUACAGUACAUACGAAUUUUUGCAAUGGUUAUUUUUCUUCUUAUGUAACUGUAUUUUUUUUAACAAAAAAUCUAUGUUCUACUCA
Messenger RNA from Manihot esculenta (cassava), 1163 nucleotides. RefSeq names its product protein YIP4b. The record is from RefSeq and is a predicted model, not a curated record. Gene Ontology annotation, biological process: endoplasmic reticulum to Golgi vesicle-mediated transport. The coding region runs from base 202 to 1035 and encodes 277 amino acids. Gene Ontology annotation, cellular component: membrane; trans-Golgi network. NCBI's taxonomy places the organism in Eukaryota, Viridiplantae, Streptophyta, Magnoliopsida, Malpighiales, Euphorbiaceae. The transcript is spliced from 3 exons.